CUGAGCAAAUCUUCGACCGGGCCUUCACUCUUCACGACCGAUUCUGAGCAAAUCUUCGACUGGGCCUUCACUCUUCACGACCGAACACGACCUCGCCGUCACGAAUCUUCACGAACCUUGCCGGAAUUUGGUUUGAAAUUAGAUUUUUUGAACACGACCCAGCGUCUUGAUGCCUUGGAGCUGUUCAGGAAGCAACAAGUGGAUUUUCUAAUUGCUACGGAUGUUGCUGCUCGUGUAAGAAUAAGAUUUUUGUUUCAUGCAGCUAAACUAGUUGGGUGCUUAGAGUGGGUGUUUGGGAAGUGGGAAUGGGAAUGA
Molecule: messenger RNA, 315 nt
Organism: Striga asiatica
Lineage: Eukaryota; Viridiplantae; Streptophyta; Magnoliopsida; Lamiales; Orobanchaceae
Source: the annotation of a GenBank genome assembly